AUGUGCGGUGGACAAGCGAACGUUUUCUUUUGCUGCUUGCCGCUUCGCCGCUUCGAUGAAAAUCAAUGGAAGUCCACAUUCUUUUCUUUCUUUCUCCUCAUCACCCUCACCAACAUCACCAACAUCACCACCAACAUCAUCACCAACAUCAUCACCAACGACGCGACAUGA
Molecule: messenger RNA, 171 nt
Organism: Sodiomyces alkalinus F11
Lineage: Eukaryota; Fungi; Ascomycota; Sordariomycetes; Glomerellales; Plectosphaerellaceae
Exons: 3
Coding region: 1-171 (56 amino acids)
Source: RefSeq, a predicted model, not a curated record